AUGACAUACCUCACCGACUCGCCCCCUCUCCCACCACUGGCCGCUCUCUUCCCAAAUAUCCGCUCUAACGUCGGCAGCCUGCCUCGGUCCGCCGAUCCAUUCACGGUCACUACGUCUACCGGCUUCCUGCCCUGUCGUCCCCCUUUGCUCCGCCUUCCAGCACAGUUCGAUCCCCUGUCGGCCAUUCUGGACGACAUGCCAAUCGUCAAGGCCGAUGGUUCACCUGGGCUGCUCGCCACAUUCGAGCUGGGUCCGCUUAUCGACUCUGGUGUUCUGCCGGAUUUGACGUCUUACGUUGACAGCCUGCGGAUCGAUGAAGGGGAAAUAGACCUCGAGUGUAUCACUGCUCUCUUCCGGGACUACUCCUUCCUUGCCAGCGCCUAUCUGUUGGAGCCUUGUUGGGAGAUGUGGUGCAAAGAUCACGAUGCUGGCUAUGGCUUAGGCAGAGCCGUGCUCCCGGCAUGUAUUGCCUCUCCACUCGUCAAGGCUGCAGACAUCCUUGACAUUCCGCCAUUCAUGUCGUAUGCUGCCUCGUAUGCACUGUACAAUUACAGCCUCGUCAAGCCGAAUCUGGGAGCGAGUGUUUACGAGAAUCUUCGCCUCAUCCGCGCCUUCGAACGUGGACUUGAUCACUCAAGUUCAGAAGCUGGCUUCAUCCUCACGCACAUCCACAUGGUGCAAGAGACCGGGCCUCUGAUAGCGGGCGCUGUCGACCUCUUGUCGACGAUCGAGAACAGCUGCAACGAUACAUCUGCAGCUAUCACCGCUUUCCAGACUCUUUUAUCCUCCAUGACCCUGAUUGAAUCCCACAUGGAACAGAUGUGGACACAUUCCUUGCCGAAAGACUACAUCUCCUACCGGACCUUUAUCUUCGGCAUCACUUCUCAAUCCAUGUUUCCUCAUGGAGUGAUCUACCAAGGCACACGCUAUGGAGACACGAAACCGCUAUAUUUCCGAGGAGAGUCCGGAGCAAACGACAGUAUCAUCCCACUCCUGGACCAUCUGCUGGAGAUACCCAUGCCCAAAAACCCGCUGACAGAGAUUCUCAGGGAUUUCAGGAGCUAUCGACCGAAGCCGCACAAAGACUUUCUCGCCUGGGUCAUGAGCAAGAGCGCAGAGAUCGGUGUUAGAAAAUAUUGCACUCAUCCUCCAUCUAGCCCUACCGCCGGAGGUGACGAGAAUCCCUGGUUGCUGCCAACACUAUAUGUUAAACUGCUGGACCAUGUCCGAAGCUUCCGCUGGCGCCACUGGCUCUUUGCAAGAGAGUAUAUCAUCAAACGGUCCUCGCAUCCUACUGCUACAGGAGGAAGUCCUAUCGUCACCUGGUUGCCGAACCAGCUGUUUGCUGUCAUGGAUAUGAUGCAAGAGGUCUUUGUUGAUAGUGGGCUUGCGAGGUGUGUCGGGCAGGACGUAGGACAGGAGGUCAAGAUGGUACGGGAGAUGAUGGAUAACGUUGCCAGCCAGAGAGAAAAGCUGGACAAAGAGGUCAAGAAGUACUGUUCUGAAAGGAGCGUCUAA
This is a messenger RNA of Cladophialophora yegresii CBS 114405, 1518 nucleotides long. RefSeq names its product indoleamine 2,3-dioxygenase. NCBI's taxonomy places the organism in Eukaryota, Fungi, Ascomycota, Eurotiomycetes, Chaetothyriales, Herpotrichiellaceae. The record is from RefSeq and is a predicted model, not a curated record. The transcript has 2 exons. Gene Ontology annotation, molecular function: heme binding; metal ion binding. The coding region runs from base 1 to 1518 and encodes 505 amino acids.